AUGGCCCCGCUGCUCGCCGUCCUCCGGCUGCUGCUGGGGCUGCUGCUGGGCCGCGGAGUCGGCGCGGGGCUGCGGGAGGAGCUGGCCCACGUCGAGCGGUACGAGACGACGGUGCCAUGGCGCGUACCGGUGCCCCGGGCAAAGAGGGAUCUCUCCGUGUCACCGAGCACCUACCUGGAACGUGUCCUCUACAGUGUCCGUGCUGAGGGCAGGGACUACCUGCUGCACCUGAAGAAGAACAGGGAGCUGCUGGGACAGCAUUACACUGAGACGCAUUAUCUGGCUGACGGCACUGAGGUCACAGUGAAGCCAGAUGUCCAGGACCACUGCUUUUACCAAGGCCAUGUUGAGGGGCAUGCCAACUCUGCAGCAAGCAUCAGCACCUGUAGUGGGCUCAGUGGCUUUUUCCGGGUGAAUGAGACCAUCUUCCUGCUGAAACCUCUGGAUGAGCAUGAGGAUGGCCAGCAUGCAGUGUACAGAGCAUCCCACCUGCGCAUGAAACGCAUUGCCUGCCUGGAGGCUGCAUUGGAGUAUGACCACGACCCCAAGAUUGCUGCACCCCUGAAGCUCUAUCACUGGAAAUCAGCCCGCUUGCACAGAGGGCCUCGAUAUGUGGAGCUGGUCCUGGUUGUGGACAGUGAGGAGUUCAGGAAGUACAAGGACUUGCGCAGGGUGCAGAACCGCAUGAAGGAAAUCGUCAACCAUGUUGACAAGCUUUAUCAACCUCUUGGCUUGCGUGUGGCCUUGACUGGCUUAGAGGUGUGGAGCAACGGGGACAAAAUCACUGUCAGUCGCAAGGCAGAGGAGACUCUGGAGAGCUUCCUUCGCUGGCGGGAGACAGACCUACUGAAGAGGAAGCAGCACGACAAUGUCCAGCUGAUCACGGGUAUAGACUUCCAUGACACGACCAUAGGGCUGGCAAAGAAGCUUGCUAUGUGCACCAGGGACUCGGGCGGUGUCAAUCAGGACCACAGCAUGGAUCCUAUCGGUGCUGCGUCCACCAUGGCUCAUGAGAUGGGGCACAACCUGGGAAUGUCUCAUGACGAAGACAUUGCUGACUGCCACUGUCCUGUCAGCAAAGAGAGUGGAGGAUGUGUUAUGGCAGCUAAGAUCAGCUUGUCUUACCCCAGACUCUUCAGCACCUGCAGUGAGCAGGACAUGUGGCAGUUCCUUGAAGACCCCAAGACUGGCUGCUUGCUGAAUGUCCCUGGAGCAGACGAGCUGUAUGGGGAGCCAGUGUGCGGGAACCAGUUUGUAGAGCGGGGAGAGGAGUGUGACUGUGGCAGGCCAGAGGAGUGCUCUGACCGCUGCUGCAAUGCCACCACGUGCCAGCUGAGAGAGGGGGCUGAGUGUGCACAAGGCGACUGCUGCCAAGACUGCAAGGUGAAGGCUGCUGGUGUUCUGUGUCGGGCCAGCAAAAAUGACUGUGACCUUCCCGAGCACUGCACUGGCCUCAGCUCCGAGUGUCCAGAGGACGUCUUCCAAGAGAAUGGCAUCCCCUGCCAGGGUGGCCGCGGCUACUGCUACAAUGGGGCCUGCCCCUCGCAUGCAGAGCAAUGCCGCCUGCUCUGGGGCGCAGCUGCUCAGGUGGCUCCUGAUGAAUGCUUCAAGCACAACAGCAGGCAGGAUCGCAACCUUCACUGCAUGACAGAGUCUGGGAGGAAGCCCUGCAGCCCCAAGGAUGUGAAGUGUGGCACGCUGCUAUGCAUGAGUGACACCAGCAGCCCCGCCCUUGGCAGCGGCUUCUUCACACUCUCCUUUGGCCGCUUCAAGUGUAAAGCAGCCCUUGAUAGCAAUGAUGCCAAUGAGAUGACAGGCAGCCUCCAGCUGGUGCCCACUGGCACCAAGUGUGGAGAGGAGAUGGUCUGCUAUGCUGGGCGCUGCCAGAACCUCCUGGUCUAUGGCAACAAGAAUUGCUCAGCUAAGUGCAGUGGCCACGGGGUGUGCAAUCACAAACGAGAGUGCCACUGUGAGCUGGGGUGGGCACCACCGUACUGCCAGCACAAAGUUUUGGAGCUCACGGCAGGUGGCAGCAGCACGGUCCUGGCAGCUGUGCUGGCUGUGCUGGUGCUGUCCAGUAUCCUGAUCGGUGGAGGCAUUGUGCUGCUCAGAGGCAAGGGGAAGAAGUACUUCCAGAAAGGGAGGAUCUCCAGCAGACCUGCCACCGGCCUCACCAACCCGCUCUUUCAGGAAGGCACCCGGCCACACCAGCUGUCCCGCUGCGCCAUCGGCAGCCCCAGGCUGCUCAGUACUACGGCAGCCCCACGCAAUGCCCGGCCCCUUGUGCCCAGCUGCCCUCUCCUGCAGGAGAAGCCGAAGCCACCCACCAAGCCUUUGCCAGCUCUGAAGACCAAGCAGCCCUGCAAUAUGGCAGCAGGAGAACCGCUGCCACCAGCUCCACCUGCCAAGCCCCUGGCACUUUCAUUCCAGCCAUGUGCCAUCCCAGUCCUGCCCCAGCGAGGAUUCCCCCCCAAGGUGGCCCUGAAACCACCAGCAAGCAGGAGGUGAUGUAGGACAGCAAAGCUGUGGGUCCUGGCACUUAGGCAGGAUGGCAGGCGACCACAGAGCCACCGGUACUUGAAUUACUCACCAGACACCCUGGACAGCACCCAUGUUUACAGACAUUUUUGUGCCUUAAUGGACUUGGUAGCUUUAUGGGUUGCCUAGACAGCCUUGGGGACCAGGUGAAGGGACACUACCAAAACCACUCUUACCCAUAGGAAACCCCCAAAGUGAUGUCUUCUGCUUUCCUCUUCGCCUUACUCCCUAAGUCCCUCCUGAUGCCUGCUCCAACUUGGAGGCCAGCCCCGAGCCUUUACUGGGUGCCCUGUGCCCUGCUACAGUGAAGGUGGCCUGCUCCUCAUACCCUGUCCCUGCUGGGGCUGCAGCAAGGAGCUCCUGGCUCCAAGACAGGUGACUCAAGGAUGCUGUGCUUGCCCUGCAUCAAGCUAGGCCUGGCUUCACAGCAGCAGUCCUCCUCAUCUGGUUCUUCACUCUGAAGUUAUCACUCAGGCUCCUGCUCUCCUGAAAUAUGAAUUUCCAGGAGCAUUUUACUACAGCCAGCAGUUAAUUUCUGAUUGCUGUGUGACUGUUUUGAGCCCUUUGCUGUGGAACUGGUCCUCCUCACUUUUUAUCUAAUGUAGGUCAAAUACUUUAUACAAAUAAAGACUGAAGAUAGCA
Lagopus leucura (white-tailed ptarmigan) is the source of this 3180-nucleotide messenger RNA. RefSeq names its product ADAM metallopeptidase domain 8 (gene ADAM8). Bases 1 to 2508 code for a protein of 835 amino acids. The transcript has 23 exons. Gene Ontology annotation, molecular function: cell adhesion molecule binding; metalloendopeptidase activity. Gene Ontology annotation, biological process: proteolysis; regulation of cell-cell adhesion; positive regulation of cellular extravasation. The record is from RefSeq and is a predicted model, not a curated record. NCBI's taxonomy places the organism in Eukaryota, Metazoa, Chordata, Aves, Galliformes, Phasianidae.